This is a messenger RNA of Tripterygium wilfordii, 1813 nucleotides long. RefSeq names its product serine carboxypeptidase-like. Gene Ontology annotation, biological process: proteolysis. The coding region runs from base 1 to 1521 and encodes 506 amino acids. The transcript is spliced from 9 exons. Gene Ontology annotation, molecular function: serine-type carboxypeptidase activity. NCBI's taxonomy places the organism in Eukaryota, Viridiplantae, Streptophyta, Magnoliopsida, Celastrales, Celastraceae. Gene Ontology annotation, cellular component: vacuole. The record is from RefSeq and is a predicted model, not a curated record.
AUGGCGGCAUCAAAUGCUCACAUCUUCUUGUUUUUUCUACUUCUUUCUCGCCUCUUCACCUUAAUGCUAGUGCAAGCAAAUCGAGUUCAUUCAUCAAAACCAGUCAUCUCUCCUAGAAAACAAGCAGUGGAGCUUAUACAAGAAGUGGAACCACUCAAAAUAUUCCCAAAAGAUGAGAUUAACAAUAUCGUUGAUGAUCAAGAACCCUUGGUUGUUAAUACUUCGAGACUAGUUGAGAAGCAAUUCAACUUUCCAUUUCUUGGUGUUAGGCCUGCUACUAGAGACCUUGAACAUUAUGCUGGGUACUAUCACCUUCCAGAUGCUACUGGUGCAAGGAUGUUCUACUUCUUUUUCAAGUCUAACGGGAGUGAGAAUGACCCAGUUGUACUGUGGUUGACAGGAGGACCUGGAUGUAGUAGUAGCAUAGCUUUAUUUUAUGAAAAUGGUCCUUUUCAGAUCACAAAAAAUCUCUUUCUCGAAUGGAGUAAUCACGGUUGGAAUCAGGUAUCCAACAUUCUCUUUGUUGACCAGCCUAUUGGAACAGGUUUUAGUUAUACACCCGAUAACAGUAAUAUAAGGCGUAAUUUGAUUGAUGUCACCAAUGAUUUAUAUAAUUUCUUGCAGGAAUUCUUUAAAAAGCAUCAUCAAUUUAAAGAUAACGAAUUCUUCAUAACUGGAGAAUCUCAUGCUGGAUACUAUAUUCCUGCUAUUGCUUCUCGUAUCAACGAAGAAAACAAAGCAAAAGCAAAUUCGAGAAUCUAUAUUAAGUUAAAGGGAUUAGCUAUUGGUAAUGGAUUUACAAAUCCUGAGAUUCAGUUUCGAGCACAGCUAGAUUAUGCUGUGGAGAAAGAAUUAAUCACAGCCAAUUCUUCUAAUUACACCCAUAUAGAUGCAAUUGUUUCCAAAUGUGAAUCAUCUAUAAAAGACUGUGUCAACAACGGUGGAAAAGAUGAUUGUCGCACUGCACUCUCUCAUUGUAAUAGCAUAAUCCCUGAGAUUAGCCGAAUUGCUGACAAUAGAAAUUACUAUGAUAUACGAAAGACAUGCAUUGGUAGUGGUCAAUGCUAUGAGUUCUCAAAGUUGGAGAGGUUUAUGAAUUUGAUAUCAGUGAAGAAAGCUUUAGGUGUGGAAGAACACAUUAAAUUUGCUGCAUGUAAUCCUAUUGUAUAUUCGGCCAUGGAAGCAGAAAUGAUGAAACACAUUGAAGCAAAAAUACCAGGUCUUCUGAAUGAUGGCAUUAGACUCCUUGUCUACGUUGGAGAUCAAGAUCUCGUAUGUAAUUGGCUAGGAACCUCAUUAUGGGUUGAUGCAAUGGAAUGGAAUGGCAAAAUACCUUUUGAAAAAGCUCCAAAAACUUCUUUUAUCGUUGAUGGGUCAAUAGCAGGAGAAUUGAAAGUCACUGAACCCUUGUCUCUUCUUAAGGUUUAUCAGGCAGGUCAUAUGGUUCCAAUGGAUCAACCAAAAGUUGCUCUGGAUAUGAUAGGAAGAUGGAUGCAAAAUACUCUUUCCACACAUCACUAGGAGCUCCAGUUGUCCCUUUUUUCGCAUCACAAUCACAACAAAGAAAAAUCUCUGCAAGAAUAUCAGGGUUUGAUUCCACAUUUACAAGCUUUGACAUAUCUCAGAGAUCAAGUAUGAUUUUUUAUCAAAUUUGAGCCGAUAAUCCACCAUUUUCCUGCUCAGUCCAAACAUUGAGUUUCCCAAAUAAAGUAGAAAGAACAGGUUUAAAUCAUAGCUAAUCCAACUCGAACUUGUUCGGAGAAGUCAGAGACAAAGUCAGGCACACCCUCUAUCAGAAUUUCAAGGCUUCAAA